UUAAGUUUGAGACAUCCGGUUCGGCUAAGAAGAAAAAAAAUAUCAACACUUCUGACAUUUUCCGACGUUCAUCAACAAAAUGAGCUUUUAUCCCAAAACAGAUGGUUAAAAUUUAGAAAUGGACGGUAUGGAAGAUAGCGGAUUUGACAGUGACCAAAAAUCAACUCAAGCAUUAACCACGGAUUCCCCAGCAAAUAGAAAUACUGUUUGUCAACAGAAUGGAGUCCAGUCAUCACAGAAGAAAACACUUGAUUUACAGAAGAAAAUAAAUAAACAUAAGGAAAAGGCAGCAAGUAAAAACAGAGUUGUGAAUCAACAGCCAAAAAAAUAUCUGCUUUCCAGAAACAGAUUAAGUGUACCCAGUAAACAAGACUUACUUGCCAAUGAACAUGACAAUCAGCCUCUUGUAGCAAUCAUGUCAGAUGAUAGUGAAGAUGAUGAUUUUGAAUCUCCAAUGUUUUCCAAAGCUGCAACUAAAGAAAUAGCUCAACAAUUGAUUAAAGAUGGCUACAAUUUAGAUCUGGAACCUGAUGAUGAAGAUCUUGAUUUAAUACCCCCACGACCGUUAAAUGAACGUUGUAUUUGUUGUCCUAAUUACCAAGGAUCAUGUGUUAUGCAAUGAUAUUACAGCUUUUGUUAUAGAAUGAAAUUAAAAUCUUAUAGGUUAUUUGUCUGUAAACAGUAGAAUUUCCAGUCUAUUGUAGUGACUGAAUGUAAAGAUUGGAGAUUUAAACACUUUCAAAAACAUAAAAUUUACUUAGUUUAUCUUCAGUAAUGUAAAACUGAACAUUGUAGUUAAAUAAUAUUUACAAAAAUUUGACAGCAUUGUAAAAUGACCAGCAAUUUUUUUUUUUUUGCUUGCAGCUUGAAUUGAGUUUUUAACGCAUUAGCUAGCUUUAUUUAAAACUUUGUCAUUAAAAAAUCUUUUUUUUUAUAUUAGUACGUUUUUUUAAAGGAAAGUUAAGUGUUAUACUGCACUUGUACAAUGCUUUAUAAUAUCGCACUCUUACUUACAUUUGAUUUAAUUCUACACACAGUUAUAAUACAUUAUAAUACUCAGUAUAAAUUGUCUGAGUGAUAAUAUAAGAUCUUCCAUUAUUUUUUUGCUCAUGUAACAUCCUUGAGGUGUUUCUGCUAGCAUUUAGUUUUGCAUUGUUAUAUUUGCAAAUUUGCAUGUUUAGGAUGAAAAGUUGUUCUGUUAUUGAUAUUUUUCACGCAUAAUCAAUAUUUUUAUUUUAUUUUAUAUAUGUUUUGCUUACAUUCCAUUAGAUGCUGUAUUUUAUUUGUAUAUUAUUAAGGUCCCCCCUAAAAAGUACCAAUGUUAAAACUAUUGUUCAUUGACUAAAAUUAUAAGAUUUUAUUGUAUGGUUGAAAAUCUGUAAUAUUGUGUAUUUUUUGUAUAUGUGUAUUAGAUGAUCUGAAUGUGUAUGUGGGAAUAUGGCAAAGUUAGAAGGUUUUUGUUAGUACUUUUUCAUUAAAAAACAUACAUGGUACCCAGGGAAGUCCCCUUGAACACUUGGUAGCUAUGUAUAGAGGCAAUUUUAUAAUUUCACUUUCUAAAAGGUUAUUGCCACCCACCCAUAGAUGAGGUUUCCAAAUGUCCCCUCCCUUUGUCCCACGUCUGUUUUUAUGGAACAGCCCUGAGAGAAUGUUGCUUAUAGAAGUGAUCAUUAAUACAUCAAAGAUAGAAAAAUAAUAGAAAAUUUAAAAAAUGUAAAAAAUAAAUCCGUAGUGUUUCACAGUUUUCAGUGUAACAAAACAUUAUAAAGCUUAUACUCUUAUUCUUAAGCUAGUUUGAAGAUAACAUCAUUAUCCAUAUGAGCAAAGGUAUCAGCCAAACAAUCUAGUAUCAAGGAAGACUUGGGCUUAGCCUGAGAUGGGUUGAGGCUCGAUACCUCUGACAAUAUGAAAACCCCCAUGUUAUGAUGCUUGUAUAAUAUAUUUUUACAUCAAUUAUUACUACAAAACAAAAACUUAUUUCUCACUCUUGUUUUGUUUUCUUACACAUUUUUUAACAAACAAAAUGACUAUCCGGACUUCCAACUAAGAUAAUGUCUCUUAUAACUUGACAUCAUGUUUUGACAGUAAUACUGACAUGGAAAACAUUCCUUUAAAUAGUAUUGGAACCAGUUUUUAUCUUGAUUAAGACAUGAUAAUGAAAUUAUUAAAGUCUGAUAUAGAUAUUUUUUGGUAUUCUGUAUGAAGGUUAUAUUUAAUGUCCCCAUUAUCAGCACACUGGUCUUAGAAAGCAUUGUUUUGUACAUGAAGUAUCAUUUAAAUAUUUGAUAAAUUCUUAUCAAAUCUUAUUUAUAAAGAAAAUAGUGACAAGAAAAGAUUUUAGUUAUUAUAUUUCAAUUACAUUUCUAGUUUUUGUUAACAUCUGAAUGUUUAAGAUAAUCAAGGGACAAUUUUUCUAAGUUUUCAAAUUUUUUAUUUUUUUUCCAAAGUGAAAAAACCUUAUAGUCCAUGUUUUGUUUUAUAAUGAAGAUACAAUGUUAAAUAUUUAAUGGCAAUUUGAUCAUUAGAAAUCCUAGAAAUAUACAUGUAGUUUUAUAUACAUUUCUGAAAUCCAGUCUUUCUGAAGUAUAUAUAUUAAGACAGUUCUUUUUCUUAUAUAUUAUUUAUAUUUAUAUUAUUCUGUUUCAUUUUGUUUAAAGUUAUAUUGUUUGUUGAUAUUAUAUAAAGAAUUAAGUGUUCUGUUACAUACAGGUGAUUAUAUAUUUUGUGGUCUUAUGGCAAUGUUUUUAUGAGUAGAAUUUUUGUUGUUGAGAAUAACGACUUGUUACAAGGGCUACAAUAUGAUACAUAUGGUGAAAUCCAGAACAUUUUGUUUUAUCAAAAGGUUGAUAUCUCUUAAAUAAUAAAAGUUUGUUACAUUCUUAUAGAUAUUUAACUGAAAUAUACUAACUAAAUUUAAUUGAGGCUUUUUCAAAAGUUUUUUUCAAGCAAUCCAAAGUUUACUGAAGUUACAUAAAUUUUGCACAUUUAUUUACAAUUUGUUUUUAAUAAGUGGUCACAUGGUCUGGUAUGUUAUAUGAGUCUUGAAUGGAUUUACAAGUAUUGAUGAAAAUUAUAUUAGCAAUUCAGGUGUUAUGUCUCUUCUCUUCAGUCAAUAGGUUAAAAAAAACCAAUAAUAAUCAAUGUUAAAAGGUGCUUUCUGUAGCUACAAGUAGAAAUCAAAAGUGUAUAUAGCAAUGUCUAGUAUUUACAGCAUUUGAGUUUGACCAUUAGAAUUAGAAUUAAGAUUUAAAAGUAGAUAUUAAAUUUCAUGUCAAAAAUUAUUUCUAUACAGUUCACUCGAUAAUUUUAUACAAUGAUGAUACUCUUGUAUCUUUAAUCAGCUGCAUUGGUAAAAUCCAAUUGUUACAUAUCUUGGUAUUUAAGGUUACAGUAGAAAUUCUUUCAAGACAUAAAGGAUAGAUAUGUUAUAAUAUUGAAGGUUAUCUAUCUUUGUUCACUGAGUAAAAUAAUGUUCACAUUUUGAACAAUCUUUUUCAUGUAUUUAGAUUAAAGCUAUAUUCAUAGAUGGAUUUAAUACAAUACAAUUUUAAACUAAGUAGUACAAAUAUAGACAUUGUUGACUCAAAUGUAAUUAAUGCUAAGAAGGAACAUACAAAAUACUAUAAGAUUGUGAUUGUAUGCGGAGUCUACCACAGAUGAUGUAUUAUUGACAUUGUAUAUGUAAGCCUUGACAAUGAUAUACUAAAAUUAGAGAUGAAAACAUGCAAUAUAUAUAAAUUUUUGCAAUGGUUUUUAGGGUCAUUUGUGCAAUUAUAUAUUUUAGUUGUAAAAGUUCA
Molecule: messenger RNA, 3797 nt
Organism: Mytilus californianus (California mussel)
Lineage: Eukaryota; Metazoa; Mollusca; Bivalvia; Mytilida; Mytilidae
Product: protein FAM219A-like
Exons: 5
Coding region: 119-622 (167 amino acids)
Source: RefSeq, a predicted model, not a curated record